AAUGAAGUGAAAAGCGAAACGUCGCCAUUUUCACAGUUUUAAGGAAGAUAUUUGACAGCAGUUUGGGAUUACUAUUGAGAGUUCAGGAUGGCUGGCCAGGAUCCCACCUUCCAAGGAACAGCCACACCUGGUGCAAUCACAGAAUCAUCUAUGUUGCUCAAUGAAUUUUGGCCAAAGGUUUCAGGAGAAAUAAAUUUAAUGAACAAUUCAACUUUUAAGACACACGAACUUCCACUAGCCAGAAUUAAGAAAAUCAUGAAACUGGAUGAAGAUGUCAAGAUGAUAAGUGCUGAAGCACCUGUUUUAUUUGCUAAAGCUGCAGAAAUCUUCAUUAGUGAAUUAUCUUUAAGGGCAUGGGUGCACACAGAAGACAACAAAAGACGAACACUUCAGAGGAAUGACAUUGCCAUGGCAAUUUCAAAAUUUGACCAGUUCGAUUUCCUGAUUGAUAUUGUUCCGAGGGAGGAACUCAAACCAGCUAAGAGACAGGAAGAUAAUGUGCGAACAACGUCAAUGAUGGCGGAUCAGGUUCAGUAUUAUUUCCAGCUGGCUCAGCAAGCCACUGGUAACCUGCAGCAGCAGGCAGCCCAGACUACAGCGCAGACAGGAGCCGUGCAGGCAAGUCCUGUACAAGCCACACAGGCUACCACCCAAGCCAUUGCCAAUCAACUCCAAGUUCCAGCUGGACAGCAGAUUAUACAGCAACCAUUUCAGAUCCAGCUUGGACAGCCAGGACAGACACAGCCUGUUCCUGCAAAUGCAGGUCAACCCCAAACCCAAGUUAUUCAAGUCCAGGCACCAGCACAACAGCAGCAACAGCAGCAACAGCAGCAGCAACAACAACAACAGCCACAAAUUCAAUUACAUCAAACACAGCCAGCACAGCAGCUGCAACAGCAGACAACACAAGUGUUCCAACAAGUCAUUACUCCAUCGGGUGAAGUACAGAAUGUUCCAAUCCAAUUGACUCCGGCACAGUUCCAGGCCAUUCAGUUACAGCUCCAGGGGAAGCAAUCCAGUCAGCCUAUUGUCAUUCAGACACCUCAGUCACAACCCACUGAUGUGCAGUUUACAGCAGCAGCCGCACAGCAGCCCAUGUUCCAAAUCCAGCAGCUGCCCAGUGGUCAGCAGGUUUACAUACAGCACACGGCUCAGGGAGGGGGAGACGGUACAGACCAACAGACAGAUGGACAGGACACCACAUAGCCCUGACAAAAACAGAAUACUUCAGAGGAGGAAAUCUCUUUGUGUGUCAGAGACCAGUAAGCACACCAGACUGGGGCCUUGUUUGUCAGACGUAACAAUAUGGAUACUGCAGGAAACAGAGGAACAGUGCUUGUAUUCUGUGCUGCAGUUUGCCUGAAUUAACUGUAUUGGUGCUGUUGGUGUAAGAAAUGGCGAGAAAUAUUCCAUGACAGAUCUGCACAGUACUGCCAAGCCAUUAUUUGCCUCAGACUAGCUGCAUGUGUUUGGAGAUAAAACUGGCUGCAAGGGUAUGAUGUUACAUGUACGAGUGAUUUCAUACGAAGGACACCUAACCAUGAGUCAUGGUUGUCCCUUGCGGGGAGUAUCAGUAUGUACAUGCUAUCAUUUAAGACGAAGGACAUGUGAAUGAUCAUCACACUGUAAGGUAACUGGUGUUAAUGCCAUGGGUGUAAAGUGUUCACCUUAUCAGAUAUGAAUAUUGAACUUCAUAAUUAUUGGUUCUGCUACAGAAUGGGAUUAUUGUCAUUCCAGUGGUAGAGAAUAUGAAGUCUUGUGUAGUUUUACUGAAUUGUUAAAAUGAGAUAUGAAAUUUUAAAUUUAACUUAUAUAUUAAUAUGUAGGCUCAGACAUUCAGAGGUAAUGUUACAAUACACACAUAAUUUGUCAAGACUAUUUUUACAUGUAGAAUACUACUUUGUGUUUUAUUAUCAGAUAUGUGGCGUUAACUUUGCUUUUGAAGCUAAAAACUGAACUAUUUAAGGACGGCCCAUAUUUUUAUGACAAGCAUGGACGUACACCACUGGUGAGCCUAAAAUGUUGGAAUUCAUAAAUUUGACAGAUUUAAAUUUUCUCAUUUUACAGAUUUAAUAUCUUAAAAAAACUUUUCAGUUUUUGUUUAUAUUUCUUAGAAAUAUGAUUGUAUAAAUUAGUAAUACAUUUACUUGUGCAUGUAUUCAAUACAUACCGAUUCUCUGGAGGUGUUUUUCAUGAUAUACAUGUACAUGUGACUCUCGCUGGGAUGCAUUUCAAAAUUUGCUUUCGAACUUGUCAGUUUCCAUGGAUUUAACCAAUUAAUCUCCAGUAAAAUUUGUCCGCAUAAAAUUUCCUUCAUCAGGUUUCUCAUUGUUAUUUAUAAACUGUUUAUCUAAUUAAAGAUAUUGAAUAUUCUUAGCUGUGGCUUUUUAUGUAGAAUAACCACUACUUUUAUCUGUUUUGGCACCAUGAUUUUGGGAGACAUUGUUGCAGACAAAUUUCAGAAAAGAUGCUUUCUAAGACAUGUUUUCAAGUUUCAAAAAUAGAUUCUGCCACCAGAAGCAAUACAGUUGAUGCAGAAGUUGCAGGUAUACAUGUAGAUGAUGCAGUUUGAAUACUUUCAGAACAAUAGUAGACAAAGUAUUAUAACAGAUGAACCAAAGUAACUAUCAGCAAAGUACACUAGUGCACAUGGGCCACUUUCUCAAAACUGCAUACAGUAUUUCCCAUAAAAUUUUUGCAAACGAUGUUAAAGGUCAAGGUGAUUUGAUGUAUGAAGAAAGUUAUGGAAAAAGUAAUUUAAGAAGUUAUGGGCUCUGCUUGGUUUCCUCCACUAAUAAAAAGUGAAAUAUUUUGGAGCAUGCAAAACACUAUAUUGGUAUAAAUUAAUACUUAAAAUUUAUGUCCACUCUAAAUAUUACAGAAUUUCUCCAAAGUCUGUUUUUUCAUAAGGAGUAAAUUUGAUUUUUUUGCUUGUAUAUUAAUAAGAUGCUGUGUUAAAUUGUUGUUAAUGGCUGUCUCGUGAACAAUUCAAAGAAGAGAACUGCAUUAGCAGUGAGGUCAGAAUUCAAGUUGGCAUUUUGGGAGUUAUUCCUGGCAACUUCGGUUCAUUUCAUGUCAAAUAUCAUUUAAUAAAGGGUGGCAUAUGAUCCACAAAUUCA
Molecule: messenger RNA, 3119 nt
Organism: Liolophura sinensis
Lineage: Eukaryota; Metazoa; Mollusca; Polyplacophora; Chitonida; Chitonidae
Product: nuclear transcription factor Y subunit gamma-like
Exons: 10
Coding region: 88-1206 (372 amino acids)
Biological process (GO): regulation of transcription by RNA polymerase II
Cellular component (GO): nucleus; CCAAT-binding factor complex
Molecular function (GO): RNA polymerase II cis-regulatory region sequence-specific DNA binding; protein heterodimerization activity; DNA-binding transcription activator activity, RNA polymerase II-specific
Source: RefSeq, a predicted model, not a curated record